Hyaloperonospora brassicae is the source of this 1047-nucleotide messenger RNA. NCBI's taxonomy places the organism in Eukaryota, Oomycota, Peronosporomycetes, Peronosporales, Peronosporaceae. The record is from the annotation of a GenBank genome assembly.
AUGGAAUUCACCCACUGGACCGAUACUGGCCGCAGCAGUGCGUCCGCCAGGAACGACGCGUCGUUCUUUGGGUGGCAGUUGUUCCACGAUCGCCAGCGCAAUUUGGUGUACUACUUGCACACGUACACGGGCGAAGUGCGCUGGCCACGACCAGAGACUGUGGGCUUUGUCAUGCACGGGCUCAAACCUCUGCCUGCAACGGCUUUAGAAGACAAUGACGACGCGCGAGCACAAACUAUGGAGUGCAGUAGUAGCAGCUUUGUGAAUCCAGAUAUCUGGAGUCCGUACUACCCGCACGUCGUCAUGCUGCCUUCUGGGCUGGUUCAAGUGCACCCGAGUCCAGACUCUGCUGCUUCGGAAAUGUGGUGCGGGUACAAUCGCUUUCCACUGGCAGCAGCUACUGCCAAAGCCAGUCGUGCUUUUCCAGCCCUUGAUGAAGAGAAGGGAUUUCGUGAGCCAGUGAGGAUGACGUGCGAGCCGAGAUUGCUGCCACCUACGUGGGAAGAAGCAAGCACUGGCCUGCCAUUCUUGCCUCCGUAUCCAGUGGCAAUUCUCGAGCGUGAAGGUAAAGAGGAUCGACCUCACGUUGCAACAGGAAGUUGCCAGCUCGAGAAAUGUCAUACGCCCGAGCUCGACAUUUCUCGCGGUCCACCUCUGCUUUAUAAAAGUGAGGAAGACCGACGAGGGACACACUGUACGGAGCGAUCAACGAAUACCAAACCCAAGACAAGCAUCCCCAUGCCAAAACAGCUAGCUUUUCCGAAAGAAGGCCCGGCACCAAGCAUCGAGAAGAAGGAGCACAAUCGAAAAGGCUAUCUGCUUCGUCAGGCGAGAAAAAUGGUCCGUGGUAGCGGCGUCAAUGGUGGUGCAGCAGGUUCAGCUACAUCGAGCAAACCGUGUAAGGACCAAGAUUCGGUACCAGCUUCAAGGACGAAACCGAACCUUGCUGCCCGCGGACUAGAAGAAGAAGAAGAAGAAGAAGAAGAAGUCCAAGACGACGGCGGUACCAUCAAAGGAGUGAACGUACAACGAUCGCUGCACCACUGA